Molecule: messenger RNA, 807 nt
Organism: Candidula unifasciata
Lineage: Eukaryota; Metazoa; Mollusca; Gastropoda; Stylommatophora; Geomitridae
Source: the annotation of a GenBank genome assembly
AUGCUGGGCGAGAUUUGUCAGUUUUUUGCUAUUGACUCUAGCAAUUUUCCAUCAAAUGACCAUAUUAUCAUUGGCAAUCGGUCUUGCCAAAGUGAUUUUUUGGUACACUUUUUCCUAAAUUUGUGCGAGAAACAAAACAGGCCCGUGGUUUUCCUGGGCCUCUCGCAAUCUUUCGGCCAUUACAAUUCUGUGGGGCAGAAGCUUGGAAACAAUUUGGGAUCAGCGAGAGAUGAACGCAAAAGCUUGGUAUUUCUGGAAAGUUUGUUUGAUUUCAGCGAAAGUAUAGCCUCUAGUUCAACCUUUCGUUCUACGACAGCUCCUAAUCCGUUUGUAGAAUUACUGAAAGGUGAUUCUACAACCCUUUUGAAGUCAAUUAAUGCGUCGUUAGAAACUUUGGCUCAGAUACAGACGGGAAUAUUGAGUGCUCCAGUCGUCAUUAUAGACGAUCUAUCUGUUCUUUUGAGUGCAGGAGUGGCGCCAGAAUGCCUUCUGUUGUUUGUAAAUAGUUUACAUGAGCUGGUAACAUCACCUCGAAUAAAGGGUUCGCUGAUAAUCUCUCUUCAUUUGGACAAAGAAGACGAGAAAGCUGAAGAACUCUGGGCAUAUCUGACCCAUUUAUCCACAGUGAAAGUACAGGUGACAGAUCUAGCAUCAGGUUAUUGCAGGGAUGUACAUGGAGAGAUGCAUGCUGAGUGGCGGGACAGCCAUGAUAAACCUCGGAAGUCUAUAACCAGACACACACAGUUCAAACUCUCUGAUAAAAAUAUCAGUUUGUUCGCUCCAGGGAUGUCAGCUGCAGUGCUGUAA